Messenger RNA from Patiria miniata (bat star), 1681 nucleotides. Its product is annotated as 5-hydroxytryptamine receptor-like. The transcript has a single exon. Gene Ontology annotation, molecular function: G protein-coupled receptor activity. The record is from RefSeq and is a predicted model, not a curated record. The coding region runs from base 617 to 1660 and encodes 347 amino acids. NCBI's taxonomy places the organism in Eukaryota, Metazoa, Echinodermata, Asteroidea, Valvatida, Asterinidae. Gene Ontology annotation, biological process: G protein-coupled receptor signaling pathway. Gene Ontology annotation, cellular component: membrane.
GGCGGCAAAGGCCAUCCUUAAUAUGACAAAACAAACAAAAUCAUAGCAAGUCGAAUCAAUAUGACCGCUUCAAAGAUUGAUUGUUUGUCCUGGGAGCAAUCAAGUUGCCCUGAGGACAAGAUGUUGACGACUCAUCAUGCUUGAUGAAUUGCCUCAUGUGGUUAGUGACUCCACCUAAUGAGGACCCCAAGGAUGCGGGUUGCCAUGGUAACACAUUUUGUUCUUUAGCGAAACAACAGGAGGUACUGCAGGUUUUUGAGACAAUACAGAUGACAAACUCACUGCCUAUUGGUUAGAGCUGACACUGUCAGAGUCUUAAAAGCAUCCGCUGCGAUUGCUCGAUUCUUCGCAAUUCGUGUCUUGAAGAUUUAUGAAUAAUAAGUCCUCUGACAUUUUGAAAAGUCAGGAGGCAGUAAGAUAAGUGUUGUGCCUUCAGUACUAAGCAACCACAACAACAAACUUUUGCAUGGUAAUGCACUCUUGAUGAAGGAUACAACAUAGUGAUGAGCUGAAACUUCCAACAAGUUCAGAAAAGCAGCUCUGUGGAUUGGCGUGACAAAGUCAUUGAUGUAACGUUUUUUUUUUAAAGUUCAAAAUUGUUGGAUCAUUCUGGAAGAUGGCCGAUUAUCCACCAAAUGUCACCGACACUCUAUUAAAUGAAGAGACACCAAGAUGCACGUUCUGCGCCUACUUCAGUUACACCCAACGCCAAGUCUUAGCAGCGAUUCUGGUCGUCAUUUCAUUCCUCGGAGUUGUGGGCAAUGUUCUCGUCAUCGCCGCCGUCUUGUUAUCUCGUAAACUCCGUCGCGUGACAAACUGCUUCGUCUUCAGUCUCAGCGUUGCUGACUUACUGACGAGUCUUUUUCUGCCUUUCUCGGCGGUGGCGAUCUUGAACGAGCACACCUGGCCGUUACCCACAGUCCUUUGCUCCCUAACUGCAUUCGUCUUUCUAACCUGCCUUGGGUGUAGCAUUAAUAGCUUGGCCUGUAUCGCAGUCAACCGCUACGUCCUGAUCACUAAGAAACGAGAGACAUACAGGAGGCUUUACAGCUCUCGGCGGACCACGUUAGCAAUUCUCAUCGUAUGGAUGAUUCCACUCUGCACUACCGGCAUUCCAGCAAUCACUGGUUUCAUUCAACUGGGCUUCGAACCCAAGUAUUCCUCUUGCACUUGGGUUCUGGCCGAAUCCUCUCCAAGAUACGUCUUCGUCCUCUUCGCUAUUUUCUGUCCCAUCCAACUGACGACUAUCAUCUUGCAUUACAUGAAAGUUUUCCUCCACAUUCGUAAGCACACCAAGGCGGUAGGACAAACACUGAAUGUUCCGUCAGGGAGGCUUACCAUAUCGGAGAGUGUCUCAAACUCGGGUCUGACUAACAAUAGGAAUAACCACGACUACGUAGCUCCGGAGAGGAAGAAACGAAACAAGCUUAACAUUCAGGUCACAAAGAAUCUGUUUGUAGUGGUUUGCGCCUUCGUGCUGUGCGUCCUGCCUUACACUUUGACUCUUCUUUUACCCAACAGUCGUCAAGUUUUCCCUUUUGCCGCAACUAUUCUCAUGAUGAAUAGCUGCAUUAAUCCCAUCAUAUAUGCCAUCAAGCAUCCACAGUUUAAGACAGUUUUCCGUUGUAUAGUGACCAGGAGAUUCAGAGACAUCUCGUAAGACCGACUGUUUUGCAAAAAA